Molecule: messenger RNA, 1881 nt
Organism: Gryllus bimaculatus (two-spotted cricket)
Lineage: Eukaryota; Metazoa; Arthropoda; Insecta; Orthoptera; Gryllidae
Source: the annotation of a GenBank genome assembly
GCGCUGCUCACCCGCAGAGGCGGUGACGCGCCGGCGGAUGCGCUUGCGCGCCGUCUGGAAGAUGCGCCAGUACAGCACGAGGAUGACGAACAGCGGCAGGUAGAAGGAAGACGUGGUGGCGAAGAUCUGGUAGCUCAGGUCCUGCGACACCAGGCAGCGCUGCUCGUUGAGGAUGCGGGACUCCCAGCCGUCGUCCUUCCAGCCGAACAUUGGCGCCAUCGACACCAGGAUCGCCACCAGCCACACCACCAGGAUCAUCAGGCCGAUGCGCCGCGCGGUGCGCUGGUGGAUGUAGUCGAUUUGCUUGUUGUACACGGAUUUUCUCGCCCUUUUCCCGGUCACAUCACGAACAACCACGACUUCGAAACAUCUCGCAUUUUUUCUCACACAAUUCCCGCUCAACCAGAGGACAGCGUUCGUUUUCUGCCACAGCAGCUGCAGCAGCACCUGGCACAUUUUUUUAGAGCUGUGAUGGCCGAGCGAGGAGGGCGUCGAGUUCGCCCGCGCGCUGUCAGUGGCACCGGGGAGCGAGCGCCGGGCGCCUCGGCGGACGCCGCUGCGUGCGCGCCAAUUUACGAGUUUUCCAGCGCUUGCACCGCCACCCAGUCCCUCCCCUCGGCCACGCCUCGAUCUACUCCUCUGCGUCCGGUUCCUCUCCGGCCCCGCUCCGUCCCGCUCCUCACGGCUUCGGCCUGGCUCGCCCCACUUCGCUCCUCUCCUCAGGGCCCGCCCCACAAUGCCGCGUCUGACACGCCCCGCUCCGCCCCACUCCGCCCCGCUCCGCCCGCUCCGCCCCGCUCCGCCCCGCUCCGCCCCGCCCCGCCCCGCUCCGCCCGCCCCGCUCCGCCCCGCGCCGCCCGCUCCGCCCGCCCCGCUCCGCCUCGCUCCCGCCCGCUCCGCCCCAGCUCCGCUCCGCCCCGCUCCGCCCCGCGCCGCCCCGCGCCGCCCGCGCCGCCCCGCGCCGCCCCGCGCCGCCCCGCGCCGCCCCGCGCCGCCCCGCGCCGCCCCGCGCCCCCGCGCCGCCCGCGCCGCCCCGCGCCGCCCCCCGCGCCGCCCCGCGCCGCCCCGCGCCGCCCCGCGCCGCCCGCGCCGCCCCCGCGCCGCCCGCGCCGCCCCGCGCCGCCCCGCCCGCCCCGCCGCCGCCCGCCGCGCCCCGCGCCCGCCCCGCGCGCCCGCGCGCGCCCCGGCGCCGCCCCGCGCCGCCCCGCGCCGCCCCGCGCCGCCCCGCGCCGCCCCGCGCCGCCCCCGCGCCCCCGCCGCCGCCCCGCGCCGCCCGCGCCGCCCCGCGCCGCCCGCGCCCGCCCCGCGCCGCCCCGCGCCGCCCCGCGCCGCCCCGCGCCGCCCCGCGCCGCCCCGCGCCGCCCCCGCGCCGCCCCGCGCCGCCCCGCGCCGCCCCGCGCCGCCCCGCGCCGCCCCGCGCCGCCCCGCGCCGCCCCGCGCCGCCCCGCGCCGCCCGCGCCGCCCCGCGCCGCCCCGCGCCGCCCGCGCCGCCCCGCGCCGCCCCCGCCGCCCGCGCCGCCCCGCGCCGCCCCGCGCCGCCCCGCGCCGCCCCGCGCCGCCCGCGCCGCCCCGCGCCGGCCCCGCGCCGCCCCGCGCCCGCCCGCGCCGCCCCCGCGCCGCCCCGCGCCGCCCCGCGCCGCCCCCGCGCCGCCCCGCGCCGCCCCGCGCCGCCCCGCGCCGCCCCGCGCCGCCCCCCGCGCCGCCCGCGCCGCCCGCCGCCGCCCCGCGCCGCCCGCGCCGCCCCGCGCCGCCCCGCGCCGCCGCGCCGCCCCCAGAGCGCCCAGAGCGCGUGCCGGCGAUAUGCCGCAGGAAGGUUGUCUUUCUGCCGCGCCACGGCUGUCCAGUGGCACAUCAUCUGACUUCGUUUAUCAAAAACUUCAU